This is a messenger RNA of Betta splendens (Siamese fighting fish), 4436 nucleotides long. It is a transcript of the gene aco1, whose product is annotated as aconitase 1, soluble. Lineage: Eukaryota; Metazoa; Chordata; Actinopteri; Anabantiformes; Osphronemidae. Gene Ontology annotation, biological process: tricarboxylic acid cycle; citrate metabolic process. The transcript has 21 exons. Gene Ontology annotation, cellular component: mitochondrion; cytosol. Gene Ontology annotation, molecular function: 4 iron, 4 sulfur cluster binding; iron-responsive element binding; aconitate hydratase activity. The record is from RefSeq and is a predicted model, not a curated record. Bases 921 to 3605 code for a protein of 894 amino acids.
UGGCUGUCACUUAGCGGAGGCCGUUGCUAACACGCUGUAUCCGCUCGCAUUGAGUCUCACCUGCCAUCGGUGCUAGGUGCUAACUGUGGCUGUCACAUGCAAGACGUUGAGCCUUUCUAUGUCCUGUUGAUGUUGUAUGAAGCAGCAGCCUGUUGUGUUUCUGCCUUUUUCCCCCCACACACAGUCUAAACCUUUGGAUAGAGUGAUCUUUAGCAAACCAAGUAGCUACUGCUAACUUAAAACAGAGAGGGGGGGGUAUGAACCUCACUUCAUCGAAUUAACGUCGCUUUAUUUGCUAGCUAAAGUAAGAAACUAGUUAUGACAGUGUAGUUCUGUCGUAGUUAUAACAGUACAAGUAUCCGCUAAGCGUAAAAAGGCAGCGUGUCAAUACUAAGGUGUAUGUUUUCCUCCGACAAACACGGCAACGCUUGUUGAGACGAAGCUGUGCUUUAAACGAGAAGCCUAAACGCUGAGUAAACGAGACUACAAAUCUGAGCAGACGUGAGGCCUGGACUCACUAAGAAAAAUACGACGCUAAGAAGAUGCGUCACUAAGUAUUAAUGUGACUUUUCAGCUGUGCGACAUUUGCCUUCUUUUCAGCUAAACAGCAGAGUUUGUAGACUCCAGAUUGUGCAGUCAGGUGAUCUUUUUAUCAGUUCCACUUUGACCCAGAUCUUGCCCAACAAUAGGAAAUUUAUUGUAAUGGAACCACAUUUUUAGAAUUUCUAGACACUUUUUUGUAAUUGUCAGUAAAAGAGGACUUGUCAAACAUGCAGGUUGAUUAUCUUGUUUAAGAGGUUCUGUUAUGUAAGGUUUGUGAAAAGUUAAAAGUUCACCAACCCUCAGUUUCACCACACUGGGCUGUGACAAGGAUUAAGAUUAACCCUAUACGACCGAUCUGUACCAACACAUAGCGGAGGAUGGCUGCAACUGUAAAAAAUCCAUUUUCUCACAUUGUUGAGCCCCUGGACCCCAGUGACCCCAAAAAACUGUUUUUCAAUCUCUCUAAACUUGGAGAUCCCAGAUAUGAACGUCUGCCGUUCUCCAUCCGAGUCCUCCUGGAAUCUGCUGUCAGAAACUGUGAUGAGUUCCUGGUAAAGCACUCGGAUGUAGAAAGUAUCCUCAACUGGAAGCAGACCCAGACCCAGUCUGUGGAGGUUCCGUUUAGACCGGCCCGUGUCAUCCUCCAGGAUUUCACUGGUGUCCCUGCUGUGGUGGACUUUGCAGCUAUGCGUGAUGCGGUGAUGAAACUAGGCGGUGAUCCAGAGAAGAUUAAUCCAGUGUGCCCUGCCGACCUUGUCAUCGAUCAUUCCAUCCAGGUGGAUUACAACAGAAAGUCUGACAGUCUUCAAAAAAAUCAGGAUUUGGAGUUUGACCGGAACAAAGAGAGAUUUCAGUUCUUAAAGUGGGGUUCUAAAGCAUUCCGGAACAUGCGAAUCAUUCCUCCCGGUUCAGGAAUUGUUCACCAAGUUAAUCUGGAGUAUCUGGCCAGAGUGGUGUUCAACUAUGAUGGCUACUUCUAUCCUGACAGUCUGGUGGGCACAGACUCCCACACUACCAUGAUCGAUGGCCUGGGUGUCCUCGGCUGGGGUGUGGGUGGAAUUGAAGCGGAGGCUGUGAUGCUAGGUCAGCCAAUAAGCAUGGUCCUGCCAGAGGUUGUGGGAUACAGGCUGUACGGGACACCAGACAAGCUCAUUACCUCCACUGACAUUGUCCUGACUGUCACUAAGCACCUCCGUCAGGUCGGUGUAGUGGGGAAGUUUGUGGAGUUUUUUGGACCGGGUGUGGCUCAGCUUUCCAUCGCUGACCGUGCUACUAUUGCCAACAUGUGUCCAGAGUAUGGAGCCACGGCAGCCUUCUUCCCUGUGGACGAUGUUAGCGUUCAGUACCUAGAGCAGACGGGGCGAGAGGAAGAGAAGCUGGCCUACAUUACUAAGUACCUGAAGGCUGUGGCCAUGUUCAGAGACUACAAUGAUGUGUCACAGGAUCCAGAUUUUACUCAGGUUGUGGAGCUGGAUUUGAGCACAGUGGUUCCGUGCUGCAGUGGUCCCAAAAGACCCCAGGACAGAAUUCCUGUGUCUGACAUGAAAACGGACUUUGAAAGCUGCCUUGGAGCAAAGCAAGGUUUUAAGGGAUUCCAAGUGCCCCCUGAGCGUCACAACACUGUGGUCCCCUUCCAGUUCAAUGACAAAGAGUACACGCUGAGCCACGGCUCGGUGGUCAUCGCUGCCAUCACCAGCUGCACCAACACCAGCAACCCAUCUGUCAUGCUUGGAGCUGGGCUCCUGGCUAAAAAGGCAAUAAAGUGUGGCUUGAGUGUGAAGCCAUACAUCAAGACCAGCCUGUCGCCGGGCAGUGGAGUGGUCACGUACUACCUAAAGGAGAGUGGCGUCAUGGACUACCUCUUUCAGCUGGGCUUUGAAGUGGUUGGAUAUGGCUGCAUGACGUGUAUAGGCAACAGUGGGCCGCUCCCAGAGCCGGUAGUGGAGGCUAUAACCAAGGGUGAUCUGGUGGCUGCAGGCAUCUUGUCAGGGAACAGAAACUUUGAAGGGCGAGUCCACCCCAACACCAGAGCCAACUACCUGGCUUCUCCUCCGCUGGUCAUUGCCUACGCUAUAGCUGGCACCGUGAGGAUAGACUUUGAGAAGGAGCCCAUUGGUAUUAACUCUGAAGGCAAAGAGAUUUUUCUAAGGGAUAUUUGGCCAACACGAGAAGAAAUCCAGGCCGUGGAGAGAAUGUUUGUUAUUCCCUCAAUGUUCAAAGAAGUCUAUGAGAAGAUUGAGAAAGUGAACGAGCGCUGGAACUCUCUGGUUGCUCCCUCUGAUAAGCUGUAUACCUGGGACCCCAAAUCAACCUACAUCAAGUCACCACCCUUCUUUGAUGGCUUGACCAUGAAGUUGCACCCUCCUAAGUCCAUACAUGAUGCCUUUGUGCUGCUGAACCUGGGAGACUCUGUCACAACGGACCAUAUUUCUCCUGCAGGGAACAUCGCCAGGAACAGCCCUGCAGCACGUUACCUGACCAGCAGAGGUAUGACCCCACGUGACUACAACUCUUACGGCUCUCGUCGAGGAAAUGAUGCUGUGAUGGCGAGAGGAACAUUUGCCAACAUCCGUCUGUUCAACAAGUUCCUCAACAAACAAGCACCACAAACUCUUCACCUGCCAAGUGGAGAAACGUUGGAUGUGUUUGAUGCUGCAGAGAGGUACCAGCAGUCUGGUGUCCCUCUGCUGGUUCUGGCAGGAAAGGAGUACGGCUCUGGAAGCUCCAGGGACUGGGCAGCUAAAGGACCUUUCCUGCUGGGCAUUAAGGCAGUCCUAGCAGAAAGCUACGAACGGAUCCACCGCAGCAACCUGGUUGGGAUGGGAGUGAUUCCAUUGGAGUAUUUACCUGGAGACACUGCUGACAGUCUGGGGCUGACUGGCAGAGAGCGCUACACCAUCAUCAUCCCCGAGCAGCUCACACCCAGGAUGAUCAUCGACAUUAAGCUUGAUACAGGAAAAACAUUUCAAGUGCGGAUGCGGUUUGACACAGAUGUGGAGCUGGCGUAUUUCCACCACGGAGGCAUCCUCAACUAUAUGAUCCGCAAGAUGUCUACAAACUAACAUGUGCAGCACAGAAAGAGAGAAGCACAUGCUAAUUCUCUGUUGCAGUCUAAAAACAGUAACAUCACAAUUGACAGAACAAUAUCGUACAGGAAUCAUCCAACGAGAAGCUAGAGUCUUUAAUCUGUUUUGAGAAUGCUGCUAUGAGUCAAGUUUUCAUUGUGUAACAGGCCAGGAGAAUAUUCACAACAUGUUCAUACUUGGUGAAGUUAUGCAAGUACUGUACAGGUUGUACAGGUUUUGGGGGGGAGGUGCAACUCUUUAGCUUUAUAUCAGGGCCAAGACUUGAUCAUAACAUUCCAUUCUGUGCAGCUCGUGUGUGGUUACCUUCUACUCAUAUUGUAACAAGAACUGUAACCGUUUGAAUAACAUUUAACAUUCAGCCAAAUCUGUGUUACUAAGUUGAAGCAUGAGUCCUGUGCUCGUCAUCAUUUAUAGUAGCUUCAGAGAACAUUAGUUGCCAGUCCCCUUUUCUCUAGUCUUCAAAUGGCAGCACUAGACAGCACUGUUGUUGUGGUCCAGCCCAGAAGUUGGCAUCAAUUUGGUUUAAACGUGUUCUUGAAAACUUAAUUUUUUAGAAAUUAUAUAGGAAUUAAAUGAAAUUGCAGCAAGUUUAUUUAAGGAUAACAUUGGUGAUGGAACCAACCGAUUACUCAGGUGCUUUUAUUUCACUUUAUUUACCUGUCCACUGCCUUAUACUGUAAUUAAUCAUCCUGAUUCAUCUGUCUUUGACGCCUGUGUCCAUUUGUUUUACUGAUGAAGACUGACAGAACCAUGUUCUUAAACUGUUCCAAAUGCAUUACGCCACAGAAUAAAUCAUUUUUAUAGUCA